Molecule: messenger RNA, 2845 nt
Organism: Misgurnus anguillicaudatus (oriental weatherfish)
Lineage: Eukaryota; Metazoa; Chordata; Actinopteri; Cypriniformes; Cobitidae
Source: RefSeq, a predicted model, not a curated record
UUAAGAAAAAAACUGGCAGAAAUGUGAUUAAAAUAUUUUACCUAGCUAUCUCUCUCUUCAUCAUCGUUUCAUCUCCUGAUCCGUUUUUGUUUAGGGGGAGGGGAUAGUUGUUAAUCUCACAAUAGGGCCGCCUCUUAAGCACCUCUAUGUGUGACUGUGCCUGUUGAGUUGUUAAUCUGAUCUCAGCAUUGCUCAAGUCCAACUUUUAUUGCUUGACAGAAGUUUCCCUUAAGUGCAGUGUGAAAUCUCAAAUCAAAAUGAUGAUUCAUCAAAACCCCCAAACCCUCCUUACAAGGUGACCAGGUGUACAGCAAUUUGGUAUCAAGGAAAGAGUUACAAUGAUGAUCCAGCUUCCCCGGAGACUGCUGUUAUGUUUCAUAGCUGUGGUGGGAAUCGGAUUGUUGGCAUUAUUUGUAGUGUGCACGGCACUGCAGAUUCAAACGCCAUGGGAAAAACCAACCAGGUUCCACAUGAAGCACUACAGGUUGUAUUACCAUAAAAACAACAUCCACAACAGUUUGAACUAUCAACUGUAUUCUGAAAAUGAAGAGAGCAUUGCUGAUGAUCAACUGUCUUCUGAAAAUGAACUGGAAAUUAUUGAAAAGCUAAGGCAGAAUUUGAUCAACAAACUAUCUUCUCACAAUAAACCGGACAUUACUGAAGAUCUAGAGCGGAAUUCAGUCGAUCAAUCAGAUCUUCCAGAUUCAUCAAACUCAAAAUACACACAACCUGACAUUACAAAUCUAAACACAAACCCUUCCAGGACAGUGCCAGAAAAUGGGACAGAAAUAGUCAUCCCAGUAAAACCCACUAUGGCAGAAUUUUUUGGUGACCAGUAUGCUGUGGAUGAUGUUCCUUCACAAACAGACUGUCCAAACAAUAUCAGAAAGCGUGUACCUCAGACCAACUUCUCUGAGAUGUUUCUACAAACAAUUCCAGUCCUGCAGUGGGCAAAGCAUUUUACUCCAAAAGAGUACCAGCGAUUGAAACGUUAUGGUGGAUCUCAUGGCUGGGGAAAUGUUUCUGUCGAUGUGUUGAAUAGCUCACUGGGGAUUUUAAACACAUCAGCAAAUCGGUUAAUGUUUGACGACUGGGAGCAAAGGAAAAGCAGAUCGCAGUGCAUCCGCUGUGCCGUGGUGGGAAACGGAGGAAUACUGAAUGGAUCAAAAAAAGGCAAAGAGAUUGAUGAGCAUGAUUAUGUGUUCAGGGUGAAUGGUGCGCUUUUAAAGGGGUUUGAGGAGGAUGUGGGAUCUCGAACAUCUUUUUAUACAUUCUCAACAAACACCAUGCGAAACUCCAUGAAUAAUUAUGGUGGAUUGGGCUACCGGGGACCACCAGUAACCGAGGAGACCAGAUACAUUUUUUUGCCAGAUCACGACCGAGAUUACAUUCUUAUGAGAGCGGCCGCCACACAUACAGUCAUUGAAAAAGGCCCUGAGAGCAGCAAAACACCACCUAAAUACUUUGGUGAAAAUGUGACUGUGAAAAACUUCAAAAUGUACCACCCGGAUUUUGUCCGUUAUCUUAGAAACAGGUUCUUGCAUUCAAGCCGUUUGAAAACAGGUGCAAGAAAGAUUUACAGACCAACCACAGGAGCGGUGAUGCUCCUGGCUGCUCUUCAUACGUGUGAUCAGGUUGAUGCUUACGGGUUCAUGACUCCAAACUGGACUUCAUUCUCGGACCACUACUAUGACAAAAAGAGAAAGCCUGUCAUUUUUUAUGUCAAUCAUGACAUGCGUAUGGAAAUGAAGUUGUGGAAGGAGUUGCAUGAAGCCGGACUGAUAAAUCUCUUUACGCGUAACUGAGAACGCUCUGUACAAGGUGUUUAUUUAAACUAAAAAGAGUGUCAUUUGGCCACAGGAUAAACUUGUUCUUCUUUUCAAACCUUUAUUUGGGAUCUCUGCUUCAAAAGGUGAAGAUCAGACCUUGUUUAGUUGUUUCAUGGGGCACUGCACUGAUAUGUGCCUUAUCUCAGUAAAUUAUCUAUGCGAAAGACACAGAAUCAACCAAAGAGGUUAUUUUAUUGUGGUAUAUGAAUGUAAGCAUUUGUAGAUGGUCUGUCCAUAAUGUCCUUGUUGCGUCAGGCGUGGAGAUCUACAUAUGUAGGGUUUUCUGUUUUAAGGAGGACUUAGACUAUUUAAGCUUUAAAGUGCAAUAUCCGAAAUUCAUUAAACAAGCUGUUUGAAUUGAAAUAUGAAUUGUUUUGAUCUGUUCUGCUCGGUUUGGUUACACUGUAAAAAAAAAUGUUGCACCCCUAAAUUGUUUAUUAAAAUUAAAUGUGAAAGUCAUUUCAACUUCAUUUUUUUUAUUUUGGCCAGUAAAGAAUAUAAUAUUUAUAAUAUUUAACUUAUGUUAAAAUAAGUUAAAACAAUGUAUAAACAUUUGUAAAUAUAACUUUAAAUCACAAAAUGUAUUUUUAACAAUUUUGUUUUUUACUUUAAUUCUUUAAAAUAGGUUUAAAAAAUUUAACUUGCGUUACUGAGUUACAGCAACUGGUCAAAAUAUGAAACAGUAAGUUGUAAUAACUUUAAAGGUCAGUUUGAUUGUACUUAAAAUUUGUAAGGCAACAAAAUAGUUUUUAUACAGUGUCUCAUACUAUCUUUUGACUGUAACUGACUUCAACAUUUUACUACCAAAUUAAUUUUAAACUAUUACUUCUGGUUGCUUUUAAAAGGUUUAGGGAUUUAACUUUUUCCCUUUUAUAUGAAGGAGUAAAUUAUUUUUGGUAACAGAUACAAAAUCACAAAUGAUCAGACAAUGAAAGACGACACUGAACAUGACAGUGUGGUGUAUUUAAAGUUGUAAUUAAAAAUAAAUCUUUUGAAGAUGUGUUGUUGUUUAUAAA